ACUACUUGGUGCGCUGCAGUCGGUCUUACACGCAUACGGGUCCCUGUAAAUGAUAUGCACGCACACAAUCGAUUCUCGCUGGCGCGCGGCGUUCUGCGAUUUCAACUCAUUGCCAGAAUCAGAGCAAUCGAGCAACUCACAAGGGGAGGCUGAGAACUCGUCGUCACCGAUUUCGACCAAAUUCACAGUAUAUGUUGGGCUCGAGUAGACAAAUUUUUUAAGUUUUCAUAUAGAACAAACCGUAAUCCAACAAAUGUUUUAAUUGCUAUAUUCGUAUCCAACAAACGAUUGCGUUUCGAUUGGACUCCUUGAGAAGUGUAAAAAAUUGAAAAUAAAAAAUCAUCCGGCUAACUUUAUGCAAAACACAAUUUUGGAUUUGAUUGAAAAACUAUAAUCCAACAAACAAUUUUACCUAUCCAACAAUCACCUACAAACGACCAACAAUCGAUCUGUGAAGUUUCUUUUUGGAAAAUCGAAACUUUCCGGCCAACUUCACGGAGGUAAAAAAAUCCACCACGUGCACGGUCUUGUCAGGUUUUGCGUUGACUUGUUUGGCGUUGUUAGGUGGUGAUGUUGAAUUUUGCGUCAAAUAUCAGUCAAUAUUUAGUCGACUUUCCGGUUCGGUAAGAUCGCAGAUUUUUGUUAGUUUUUGUAAACAAACAUCAACAGGUAAGGUUUUCACAAUGUUUUUAACAGUUAGUGCUUCAAUAUGUCGGAAACCAAGAAGAAAAGAAUAGUCUUUGGAGAAAAAGAAACUAUGACUCUUUUAUUGUUAUGGGCGUCUGAAAAAGUGCAACAGCAAUUCACCUCUCAGCUGCGGCACAACUUGCUAUGAAACUCGCUGGCUGCUCAACUAAAAAAAAAAGGCUUCACCAGGACAGGGGCUGAAUCAAAAGUAAAAUUAAUAAUUUGAAGACUGAGUACCGCAAACUUAAACCUAAAUCAGGUAGCGCAACCCCGACGUGGCCAUACUACGAUAUAAUACAUGGGGUCUUGGGACAACGAGACUGCGUCAACGAUGAGCUGUUAGAUGAUAGCAUUGGCGAUGGGCUUUCUGAAAUGCUUGAAGAUGAUGUCAACAAUAAUGAACCUGAGGACGGAUUGCUGGAAACGAUUGAUGGCGUCGAUGAUACUAAUUGUGAAGGCCUAGAAGAAGAGUGUUCAAGUUCCUUAAGUGAUAUAGUACAACGCCGAGGAACUAAGAGACAUGUAGAAGUUGGCACUGUUUGCAAAGAUACCGGGACAACUUCAACUGCAAAACCUGAUACUAUUCAUCAACGACGCAUCCAAAAAAUAGCUCGACCAGCUUGCAAGAAAAGUUCAGAUGAAAGUAAACUAAUACAAGUAAUGAUAGAAUCCGAGAGAAGAUACUAUGAAAGGCUUGUAAUUAUUGAAGAACGAGAAAAGAAGGCUCAAGAACGGGAGGAUUCUGUCGCACAGUCGAUGAAUCGCUUUUUAAUGGCCUUUGCUGUACUGGCUGAAAGCCAAAUCGUCAAAGAAACACCUUUACUGGGUAUGCCAGGUACUUCAAAAGCUGAUCUCAGUCGAUCCAAUGCUUCAAAGUUGCCAUUCUCCACUCCACAUGAUUCUUCUCAUACGAAGUUAUGUACCUCGAAUUUUACGAGCACACUUUCAAAACAAUAUUCUAACUCCGCACAGACUAGACAAUCUGACGAGCCUUUUAACCCGAGCAGAAAACACACUCCAGAUUGUUCACGUUUUAUUAAGAAAGAGUCUGUUGAGAAUUAUUCCAGUAAAGUCAAGCGAAACACAGUACCUUUUGUCCGUGCAAUACCAUCUGCUGCCAUUAGUACACCCCAGAGUGAUGAUAUCGAAGUACGCUCUAAAAGUCCUAUCGAGGAUCACAUGUAUACAGAAUGGCUACAUCAGGAUAAAGAUUUUGAUACUGAUGGACCAACAAAUGAUGUUUCUGUUAGUAUUGGUUCAGAAGACUUACCAGACGAUGUUCCAGAACUCUCCAUUGAAGAAGAAUUUCCAGCAAUUAGUUUUUGUCAACCCAAAGAUUAUUUGACUUCUUCUCUCUGCAAGGGUGGAAAGGCUGUCAAAAAAAGUCAGUCAGAUGAAAACUUACCAUCAAUUCAAGCUGCCAAAUCCUCAUCACUAAACCGAUAUCCAUCACCACCAAAUAAAUUCUCUGAGCCAAAGCCACAUAUUUUGCGCUUGUCAAAUUCACAGCUGCUAAAGUUUGUACGCAUAGAGCAGACUAACUUGCCACCCAUGUCGGCGCAUACAAAGUCUCCUAUAAAAAUAGUUGAAUCAAUAGGAUACUCACCGAACAAGCCUGCAAAUAUCAAUUUUCAUUCCAAAGUAUUGAAAAAACCGUUGGUCAACAAACAGGGUGAGAAUUAUAUUUACAUCAAUUCAUGGGAUGAAUCCUAAGUCAUUUUUCUACAUACACUCGUCAUAUUUUGCCAACCAAUAUGUAUCACUACUUUUAAUGCGCUGCUACUACUUACUUACCUUUUCAAGACUGAUAACUUGUUUCUAGUUUGUAGAUAUUCAUAAGAAUAUCCGUGAUGUUUUCUAAUGUACCUGUACUACAUUUUAUUAUGAAUUCGUCUGUCGAUGGAGAUGCAGUGUACUCAGCUCUCAAUGAUUGCUCGUAUUCAUUUUCUUUUUCAAUACUGUAUAUGAUACUAUUAUAUUAGUCAUAUCUUUUACGUACUCAUUAUUUAGCUUUUAUUUACCAUUCUAAGUGGAAUAGUUUAGGUAUACUACUGAUACUUGACCACAGAAUGAAGAAGGUUCUUUUGAGAUUAGUGCAACUUAUCCUGUGCAGUAUUACAAAGAGUAAGAUUUAUAAAACUAUUUUACCGAUGAAGGUUUUUUACAUAAGGAACAGUAAAAGAUAUAAUUUUUUUAGAAGAUGAAAAAUUUAUCAAUGAGUUGUA
Messenger RNA from Athalia rosae (coleseed sawfly), 2912 nucleotides. RefSeq lists its product as uncharacterized. Bases 1060 to 2400 code for a protein of 446 amino acids. The record is from RefSeq and is a predicted model, not a curated record. The transcript is spliced from 5 exons. Lineage: Eukaryota; Metazoa; Arthropoda; Insecta; Hymenoptera; Athaliidae.